Messenger RNA from Pseudonaja textilis, 747 nucleotides. RefSeq names its product dynein light chain Tctex-type 1 (gene DYNLT1). NCBI's taxonomy places the organism in Eukaryota, Metazoa, Chordata, Lepidosauria, Squamata, Elapidae. Gene Ontology annotation, molecular function: dynein intermediate chain binding. Gene Ontology annotation, biological process: microtubule-based movement. Gene Ontology annotation, cellular component: cytoplasmic dynein complex; cytoplasm. The record is from RefSeq and is a predicted model, not a curated record.
UGAACGCGUUGUCCGCAGUGCGCAACCGCAGAAGGACCAAGAGGAGGGAGCUUGUUGCGUAGCGGCAACGAACGCGCGGGGUUGGAGCCGAGCUGAGUCAGGAGGACAAUGGAUGAGCUCCAGUCUGCCGAAGAGACUGCAUUUGUUGUGGAUGAAGUAAGCAACAUUAUAAAAGAGGCCAUAGAAGGAACAAUAGGUGGCAAUGCAUAUCUGCAUAGCAAAGUAAACCAAUGGACUACAACUGUUGUGGAGCAGAUUUUAAGUCACUUGACAAAGCUGGGGAAACCAUUCAAAUAUGUUGUGACCUGUGUGAUUAUGCAAAAAAAUGGUGCCGGACUUCACACUGCAAACUCUUGCUUCUGGGACAAUGCCGCUGAUGGAGCCUGCACUGUAAGAUGGGAGAACAAGACUAUGUACUGUAUUGUCAGUGCCUUUGGACUUGCAAUAUAAUUUGCCUUGAAAUUCUUCAAAUCUUGUUAUUGCUUUAAGUCCACUAAAACUCUGAAUUCGGUGAAUAACUAAGAGUUACCCAUUCUUUCUGAGGAAAAACAGAAGAGAAAUUUCAGUACUGUUAAAUAAGCAUGAUCCCUUGUUCACUUUCAAACUCUUGUCUUAACACUUUAAGGACGUUUUCUCAAGGUGCUAAAGCCUGAAACUUGCUGCACUUCUAUAGCUUUACUCCACCUGUGUGGGUAAGACUGAUUUUCACUCUAUAUUUGUUUGUUUAUUAAAUUAUUGAAGCUCUGA